Molecule: messenger RNA, 2222 nt
Organism: Salvelinus namaycush (lake trout)
Lineage: Eukaryota; Metazoa; Chordata; Actinopteri; Salmoniformes; Salmonidae
Product: lysosomal-trafficking regulator-like
Exons: 6
Coding region: 8-838 (276 amino acids)
Molecular function (GO): protein binding
Source: RefSeq, a predicted model, not a curated record
GAGGAGCAUGCACAGUACAGAUAUCCAGUGGUCUGCCAUCUUGAGUUGGGGCUAUGCUGACAACAUGCUGAGGCUGAAGAGCAAACAGAGUGAACCGCCCAUCAACUUCAUACAGUGCUCUCCACUACACCAGGUAACAGCGUGUGCCUGGGUGUCUGAUGGAUGUCAGCUGUUCACCGGCAGUAGAUGCGGAGUCAUCACGGCCUACAUUAACCGCUUCAAUACUACUACUCCUACAGAGAUGGAGGUAGAGUCCCAGGUCCACCUGUAUGGCCACAGCUCCGAGGUGACCAGCCUCCAUGUGUGUAAACCAUACAGUAUCCUUAUCUCUGUGUCCAGGGACGGAACAUGCAUCCUCUGGGACCUCAACAGGUUGUGUUAUGUCCAGAGCCUGACGGGUCACAAGAGCCCGGUGACCGCAGUGUCAGCCAGUGAGACCACAGGGGACAUCGCUACGGUCUGUGACUCAGUGGGCGGGGGCAGUGACCUACGGUUGUGGACUGUGAACGGCGAUCUGAUUGGCCACGUCCACUGUCGCGAGAUCAUCUGCUCUGUGGCGUUCUCCAAUCAGCCGGAGGGAGUGUCUGUCAACGUCAUCACAGGGGGACUGGAGAACGGAGUGGUCAGGCUGUGGAGCACCUGGGACUUGAAGCCAGUGAGAGAGAUCACCUUCCCCAAGUCGAACAAGCCUAUCAUCAGCCUGACGUAUUCCUGUGACGGCCACCACCUCUACACCGCUAACAGUGAGGGGACGGUCAUGGCCUGGUGUAGGAGAGACCAGCAGAGGAUGAAACUCCCCAUGUUCUACAGCUUCCUCUCUAGCUACGCUGCCAGCUGACAGACUAGGGCCUUGAAUGACUACACUACCCACAAUCCUCCUGAGAGACAUGAUUACAAUACCCAUAGUCCUUUUCUGACGCAUGGCCCCAGACUACCCUGAGAGACAGAACUACAAUACCCACAGUCCUCUGCUCUUAUGGCAGCCCCCAGACCUCCUGGCAUGUUGAGAGUCAGAACUACAAUACCCAUAGUUCUCUUCUCUUCUGACGCAUUGCUCCAGACAACCCUGGGACAAAACUACAAUAACCACAGUUCUCCAGGCGGACGGAACAGUCAGUCCCCUCCCCUCGCCGGGAGACGGACAUGUCAACAUGCUGCAGACGACCAAUCAAAGCCCUCAGCUCAGACCCUAAGACCCUACAGACAUUUCCGUGCGAGCAGACUAGCGUCUGUUAACAUGAAGCUAAGAUAUGAUAUUAAAGAGAUCUAGAUAUACAUUGUAUUUGCUUUUGGAAUGUUUUGGUUUUGUUGUCGUGGUAAUAGUGUUCCCUCCUUCUGAAAUGUGUUGCUGAUGACUUGAUUGGUUGUUUGGACUGUCCUGGUGAGCUGCUACAUAACAUCUGACCAAUCCCAAGUCAGACCAGAGGGCUGAAGGCCCCGCCUCUGCUAGUGUCUGACCAAUCCAAAGCCAGAGCAGAGGGUUGAAGACCCGUCCCCGUCUCUCCUCUACGGACAACGCAUGUGUCUCUCUCUGCAUGAGUCACCUGACUGAUGGCUCUUGUUCCUGAGAGACCAGGACAAGCUGCAGUUACAGGGGCACACUGCAUAUCUGUCACCUACCUGGAGAUGACCCUGCAUAUCUGUCACCUGCCUGGAGAUGACCCUGCAUGGCCCUGUGGGGUCUGAGAUACCCUUCCUGUCCACUCUGAACUCUAGACUACGUAGACCAGCUAGGGGGAUCUGGGAUGACGUGGGUUGUGUCGCCUGUAAUGUCCUGCCCUGUGCCCUAAGAAAGGCCUCUUCUUGCAUGCUGGAAUUAAGGAGACGGAGGGGGAUGCAUGGAUGGGUGUGGAUGGGUGCAGGGGUGUGUUGCUUUGUAUCAAACCUGUUUCCUGCCUUGUAUCAAACCUGUUUCCUGCCUUGUAUCAAACCUGUUUCCUGCUUUGUAUCAACCCUGUUUCCUGCCUUGUAUCAAACCUGUUUCCUGCUUUGUAUCAAACCUGUUUCCUGCUUUGUAUCAAACCUGUUUCCUGCCUUGUAUCAAACCUGUUUCCUGCUUUGUAUCAAACCUGUUUCCUGCCUUGUAUCAAACCUGUUUCCUGCUUUGUAUCAACCCUGUUUCUUGUGUCAUUUUGUUUUCACUUUGUUUUUGCAUUGGCUUCCUUAGAGUGCUAUUGUCGUUAUUUCUUAUUAUCAAUGAAAGCUGAGAAUGAUCUGCUGUC